Nerophis lumbriciformis (worm pipefish) is the source of this 3567-nucleotide messenger RNA. The record is from RefSeq and is a predicted model, not a curated record. NCBI's taxonomy places the organism in Eukaryota, Metazoa, Chordata, Actinopteri, Syngnathiformes, Syngnathidae.
UCCAUCAGGCUGCUCCUUUUGCAGAGGUCCUUCAGUGGCAACAACACAUCAUCCUCUAGCUCCAAAACCUUAGAUGUGAUCAACAAAAAUGUUUGGGAAAGCCGGCUGACAGAAAUCGAAGCCAAAGAGGCCUGUACCUGGCUCCGAGCAGCAGGCUUCCCACAGUAUGCCCAGCUUUAUGAAGAUGCCCAGUUCCCCAUUGACAUCUCCUCAGUCACCAGGGAUCACGACUUCCUUGAUCGAGAUGCCAUUGAAGCUCUCUGCAGAAGGCUCAACACACUCAACAAGUGUGCUCUAAUGAGACUGGAGAUAUCACCGCAAAGAAAAAGGAGUGAAGACUCCGAUGAGGAUGAACCUUGUGCCAUCAGUGGCCGCUGGACGUUUCAGAGAGACAGCAAACGCUGGUCCCGGAUGGAGGAAUUGGAGGUUUUCUCUUCAUUGUACACAGAUGGUGCACAACCACCUCCAGCUAAGGACCAAGUAUCAAAAAAGACCAAGCUGGCGCUAUGCGAGGGAAACAGUUCGGAAAGUGUGUUGACAGAUCUCAGUGAGCAGCCUGAAGUAGGUUCCAUCCAUAGCAGUGGUAGUGGCGGAAGAGCAGAAGAGAAAAGUCAUGACACCGCCCUUCUUUUACCAAAUGAAUCCAUUCCUGUCGGAGCCACACGUGCAAGUUCUGUGGCAAGCAUGUGUUCGUCGUCGGGCACAGGCGGGUCAGUUUGUGCAAAUGAGGACUCACUUUCUGAUGGGAUGCCUCCAUCACCCUUGGAGACACUCGGACAGUUCACCUUCGAUCUGAAAAUGGGAGAACUCGGUGGAAGUUUGGACCGUGGUGGGGGCAGCGGUAAAAGCACACGCUCACGAGCCAAGAGCUUCCUUAAGAGGAUGGAAAGUCUCCGUCUACGCAGCGGCACCACCUCCAAGAGAAAGAAAAAAGGAAAUAUUAGUGGUGGAAAGAUAGAAAUCAGCGGCCCUGUUAUCAAGGAGGGUCUUGAUGAUGACAAGUUGCGGCGACUCAAUUGUGUGGAUAUCCCAAGUCUCAACCUCAACCAGAACCUUAAUCGCCAGCCGACUCAGACUAUGACACUUAACAGGAAUCGUUCUGUAUCCUACUCGACUCAGACUAGCAAUGGUAGUACUGGAAGCACUGGCAGCAGCCAAUCAGAGGCCAGCAGCGGUAGUGCGGUCAGCACACCCAGCCCAGUGACCCGCGCUCGGAGCCACAGCACUGCGGCAGGCUCCGGUAAGAGAGGGGGCAUGUACUUGGAAGGAUUUGAUCCCUUCAGCAUUCUCCAGCAAGCAUCCGAUCAACAGCCGACGCCAACGCCCAAAUCAGCCCCGCCUAUUCCGUGCCAAGCAAAUAUUGAUAUGAGCAUCGAUGAGCAGAACCGGAGAAACAACCACAAAAUUCAAGAGAAUGGCAGCCACGCAGAGGAAGAAGACGAAGCCAGGAUCUUUUUCUUUUUACCAGAAGGUCACAAGCCAGGCACUUUCCCCAAAGCUCUGCAAGAUGGAAGUUCUUGCAAUAACAACGCUAAUGAGAACGGGAACUCCGUGAUCCUAAGAGGAAGGCAAAGUAGACGCCUGCGUCGAGCCUCUUCUGGCUCGGUGGACAGCCGUCUCAGUUUUUAUGAUAACGUCCCAUACAUUGAGCGAGACGAGGCCGGCGAUGGGGAUGAACAAAAACUGGAGGAAGUUCUCCAACAUGUGAGCGGCUUACAGCGCUUCGUCAACGCCUGGUCUGAGGCUGUGGCGGCCGGUGAGGAGGAAGAUGAGGAGGACGAGGAGGAAGAGGAAGGAGACUCGGACUCUGCUUUGGACUCUGCUUCGCCUUGCCCCUCCUCUCCUCUGCAGAACCGUCUAGAAGAAACUGAGAAUGGAAGUGACCAAGACAGCACCGGUAACCCACUGGGGGAGGGUGAUGAAGGGAUGAGGGAGAGGAGGGACUCUGGUGUUGGAGCAUCACUAACUAGAACCAGCAGGCCACAAAAACUCCGCUGGUUGAGCUUCCAUAACUCCCAUCGGCCCAGCUUGGCCUCCGCCCAGCUCCAGAUUAGCUGCCAGUCUGUGCUGCAGAUGAAUCUUCUUCAGAAGCUGUCCCUGCUGCAGCUCACCGCCCUGCUGGAGAGGCACACCCCAACAAACAAACAUGGUUUUAGCUGGGCUGUUCCAAAGUUUAUGAAGCGGAUGAAAGUGCGCGACUACAAAGGCAGGAAUGUGUUCGGUGUUCCGCUGCUAGUCAUCGUCCAGCGUACUGGUCAGCCUCUCCCUCAAGGCAUCCAGCAAGCGAUGCGCUACUUGAGAAACCAGUGCUUGGAUCAGGUGGGUCUUUUCAGAAAGUCCGGCGUGAAGUCACGUAUCCAAGCUCUGCGUCAGAUGAACGAAGCCAGCGGGGCCGAUGGGGGCGGGGUCAGCUACGAGGGUCAGUCAGCCUAUGAUGUGGCUGACAUGCUCAAGCAGUACUUCCGAGAUUUGCCCGAACCGCUGCUCACCAGCAAAUUGUCCGAGACCUUCCUUCAAAUAUAUCAAUACAUGCCCAAAGAGCUUCGCCUCCAGGCCGCCCGUGCCGCUGUACUGCUGCUGCCCGACGAGAAUCGCGAAGCUCUCCGGACGCUGCUGUGCCUGCUGAGCGACGUGACGGCUAGUGUUGGGGAGAACCAGAUGACGCCUACCAACCUGGCCGUCUGCUUGGCGCCGUCCGUAUUUCAUCUCAACACCCUGAGGCGCAAGGAAAGCUCAUCACCAAGGGUGAUGAACAGGAAGCAGACUUUGGGAAAGCCGGACCAGAGAGACUUGAACGAGAACCUAGCUGCAACCCAUGGCUUAGCGCACAUGAUCCAGGAGUGCAGAAAACUUUUCCGGAUCCCUGAGGAGAUGAAUCGCUGUAGGAAUUCCUACGUUGAGCAGGCGUUGCUUCCACGACCUUUGGAGGAGCUGUCGGGUAACGACAGUGGACGAGGAGGCUACCGGUCGUACCUGCGUGACAGCCUUGACGCUCUCCUUAAAGAGGCCAAGGACAAGUUUAAAGGUUACGACAGCUUCUCUACCCCCGAGCAAGCUGAGCUGGCCUAUCGGAAGGUACAUGAUGGUUACCCAUUAAGGCUGUGGAAGGUGACCGUGGAGGUACCCGCAGCCCCAGAGGAGGUCCUCAACCGACUGCUCAGAGAGCAGGCGCGCUGGGAUGACGACCUGUACGAGAGUCGGGUGGUGGAAACCCUGGACGAGAGGACCGAGGUGUACCAGUACGUCCGGAACACCAUGGCCCCCCAUCCAAUGAGGGACCAUCUGGUGCUCAGAACCUGGAUAACAGACUUGCCGAAGGGCGCGUGUGCGCUGGUGUCUACAUCGGUGGAUCACAGUGCGGCGCCUGUGGUGGGAGUGCGCGCUAACGUUCUCCUGUCACGCUACUUUAUCGAACCCUGCGGAGCCAACAAGUCUCGGCUUACGCACAUUUCCAGAAUGGACUGCAGGGGUCGCUUCCCGGAGUGGUACAACAAACUGCACGGACACUUGUGUGCUGCCGAAGCAGUGCGGAUCCGCGACUCUUUCACGCUGCCUACGGACAAAUGA